Messenger RNA from Humulus lupulus (European hop), 834 nucleotides. RefSeq lists its product as uncharacterized. Bases 1 to 834 code for a protein of 277 amino acids. The record is from RefSeq and is a predicted model, not a curated record. Lineage: Eukaryota; Viridiplantae; Streptophyta; Magnoliopsida; Rosales; Cannabaceae. The transcript has a single exon.
AUGAAACUCCAUCUUUAUGCAUUAAAGAAAAACUUUGAGUUUAAAGUAAAGAAGUCUGCGAAAAAUAUAUGGUGUACAGUAUGUGUUGAUGAUAAAUGCAAAUGGAGGUUGAGGGCUACAAAAUUGGUUAAUUCCAAUAUGUUCGAGGUUCGUAAAUUUUUCGGUGAACACACAUGCUCAUUGGAUGUUCGACAUAAAGAUCACCGUCAGGCAUCCCCAUGGCUUAUUGGACAUGUCAUAAGGAGAAAAUUUGAGGGUGAUGAUGUUAAUUACAAGCCAAGGUCAAUUGUAAAAGAUAUGAGUUUAUCAUAUGGAGUUCAUAUGAGCUAUGCUAAAGCUUGGAGGUGUCGAGAGCAUGCAUUGGCUUACAUAAGAGGUACACCAGAAUCAUCAUUUCAGAAACUUCCCUCAUUUCUAUACAUGAUGGAGCAAAAAAAUCCUGGAACUGUUACUCAUUUGCAGAUGGACAAUGAAGGUAGGUUCAAAUAUUGCUUCAUGGCCUUAGGUGUUUCUAUAAUGGGGUUUAAGACAUAUAUUCGCCCAGUUAUAUGUGUAGAUGGAACCUUCUUGACUACUCGGUGUGGAGGUACUUUGUUAUGUGCCAUGGGACAAGAUGCUAACAAGCAAAUAUAUCCAAUUGCAUUUUCAGUAGUUGACUCAGAGAAUAAUGACUCAUGGUUGUAUUUUCUACUGAGGUUGAAGGAAGCGAUUGGUGAAGUGGAGAAUCUAGUAUUCGUGUCUGAUAGACAUACUAGUAUAGCAAGUGCCUUGACUAAAUUUUUUCCUGAUUCACACUUAAUUCACACCCAAUUCACACAUAACUUAAUAAGAUAA